Messenger RNA from Cylicocyclus nassatus, 1244 nucleotides. The record is from the annotation of a GenBank genome assembly. NCBI's taxonomy places the organism in Eukaryota, Metazoa, Nematoda, Chromadorea, Rhabditida, Strongylidae.
AGUAGAGUAUUACAGGUCAGCAUGAGCGACAACCAAGAUUAUGACUGCGAUAAUGAUAUCGAAAUUCCUCGAGAUGAUGAGUACAGCUGUCUGCAGUCGCUAGAUACCACUCUGUUCUUCGCAGACCUCGAAAUGCAGGAGUGCGGCGAUACCUUGUUGAAAACACCUUCUGGCGACACGAUUCGACUAAAUUCUUCAGAAGAAGUUGACAUCGACGCUUACAUGGCUGCACACCAGUCAUCCCUGUCUCCAAGUGAUGCUGCGAGUAAUGCCAGUGACUUCGAGGAUAAGGAAGUCGAGGUGCCACGCGGCUUUAGUACAGAUACUGACCGCUUCGUUAACGAAAAUAGUUCACAAAUAUCUCCAAGUAUUGCUCAACAUAGUCAGAAGAAUGAAUCCUCGGUAAGGAAAGUCGAGGACUUCCUGGAAAAUAUGAAAAGGGAUCCAGCAUGGGCGCGAUCAAUACAUUAUGUAAAGUUAAAUGCCAUGAUUCCAAAAGAUAUACUACUGCAGCUGGUGAGACAUGCGUACACGCAUGUUAACGAACGUCCUCAGCAUAUGGUCGUCCUCAGUAAAUAUGUGAAUGAAGACGACAUCACGAAGUGUAUAAAUAUGGCUUUUGCGUCCACCGAGGCGCCCUUGCAAAAAUCACUUUUCAGAAUGUACUGUAAAAACUCCGUAAGCAGUCUGAAGUCGUUGAUCGUUUCUAUACUGGCAGCUACAUCAUCCAAUCCUGAUCUGGAAGUUGGAUACAACGACGUACUUGGAGAGCUGAACUGCAGCGGCUCCGUACGCUUGCGAACUCCUGACGUAAAAACAUUCUGCAAACUUGAGAGUCUUGGGAAAGCGUUGGGAAUGAGAUUUGUGACAACUUUCAACUGUCGCUCCAAAACAGAUAAAUGCCGGAUCAUGGAUAUUCGAUACUAUGACGAACCGAGAAAAGAUGGUUCUCGUGUAAAUUACGUACACCUAGAUCAUGAAGCUUCAAACUGCCGAGGCAUUACGUUCAGCGAUGUUCACUCUGAAAUGUCAUUUGAAGUUAAGGGUGAAAUGACUCCGCUCCACCGUAUGUAUCCAACUGUAUAUGACCUCAACGAAACCAUUCGAAAACUGCAUGCACAACAGCAGUCCAAGUGAUUUUCUUUCCAAGGUUAUAUCUGUAAUUUGCAUGAAAUAUGACAAAGAAUUACCUCUUGCUUGAUUAAAAUGAUUUAUUGCAACCUAAUUUUACGAGUACAAGUACA